UCCCUGCGCGGCUGCGCCGUAUUCAAUACCCCGGGCACCGUGCUCCCCGAUCGAGCAACCAGCCAGGCAGCCAGCUACACACUCCUUCCCAGUCGCUCUAUUUCACUGCCAAGCCACACUGCCAUCCAACCAGCUGCAGGAAUUUCUUCCCCAGCAGCACGGCAACAAGCGACUGAAGCGAGCGAGAUGACUCGGGGAGGAGGCGGCGCAAGCGCGAGCGACGCCAUCGUCGCCAUGGCGUUCACCAUCGCCUGCUUCUGCUGCUCCAUCCUCGCCGCCGACGCGGGCACCACCUACUACGUCGGGGACAGCAACGGCUGGUCCUUCGGCAGCCCCAGCUGGCCCAACGGCAAGCACUUCCACGCCGGCGACACUCUCGUGUUCAGGUACGUCCCCUGGAUCCACAACGUGGUGGCGGUGGACGAGGACGGGUACAACGGCUGCACGACGCCGCCGGGGUCGCGGACCUACACUUCCGGCAACGACCGCGUCACGCUCGCCAGGGGGGACACCUUCUUCCUCUGCACCCGCUACGGCCACUGCAACCUCGGCAUGAAGCUCGUCGUCUACGCGGCGUGAGCAAGCCUUGCCGGCGGCGGCCAGCCGGCCGCGGUCGGCUUCCGUUGUGGCGGCACCGGGGUGAUUUAGUGUUUAGUCUCGGUUCUACAAGCUAUGAGUGCUUGCUGCGACUCUGUCCGCGUGUUGACUGACUGGAUGUGCUUUGUU
Molecule: messenger RNA, 726 nt
Organism: Panicum virgatum (switchgrass)
Lineage: Eukaryota; Viridiplantae; Streptophyta; Magnoliopsida; Poales; Poaceae
Product: basic blue protein-like
Exons: 4
Coding region: 187-579 (130 amino acids)
Cellular component (GO): plasma membrane
Molecular function (GO): electron transfer activity
Source: RefSeq, a predicted model, not a curated record